Molecule: messenger RNA, 2319 nt
Organism: Panicum virgatum (switchgrass)
Lineage: Eukaryota; Viridiplantae; Streptophyta; Magnoliopsida; Poales; Poaceae
Product: O-fucosyltransferase 7-like
Exons: 10
Coding region: 214-1902 (562 amino acids)
Cellular component (GO): cytoplasm
Source: RefSeq, a predicted model, not a curated record
GCGUCGUUGAGGGCUCUGCACGCAAGCACGCGCCGAGAAGAACAAAGGGGGUAAAGUGGCAAAGCCCUCCCCCUCGAGGCGGAGACGCCGAGCGCACCGCCGCGCCACGCCGUGGUCCAAUUGGCCGCGCCGGCGCAGAGCGAGCGGCGCCGUCGAUCGUUGGAGGAGCGAGACGGGAGGAGAGGGCUUCCUUUCGGCCCCUAGGCGGAUGAGAUGCCGCUGCGCCGGAAGGUGAGGCCCGCGGGCGCGGCGGCGCGGCGGGCGGCGCUGCGGUGGUGGCUGCUGUCGCUCGCCGCCACGGGCGCCGCCGUCACCGCCGCGGCCGCGCUGCUCGCCGUCGCCCUCCACCUCUCCGGCUCCCCGGCCGACUCCGCGUCCUCCUCCUCCGCCGGCGCGCCCUACCGCCUCUCGCAGCCGCGGGAGGCCGAGGAGCUGCGGUGGGAGCGGGAGGUCGCGCCGCCGCAGCUCGCGUCGCCGCAGUCGAGAAAGCUGGACGGCGCGGCGGGGAGGAGCCUGUGGCUGCCGGCGCCGUCGCGGCGGUUCGUGCCCUGCGUGGCGCCGUCGCCGGAGUUCGAAAGCCCGGUGGCGUCGAGGGGGUACCUGCUCGUACACACCAAUGGUGGCCUCAACCAGAUGCGCGCUGGGAUCAGUGAUAUGGUGGCAGUUGCGCGCAUACUUAAUGCUACACUCAUCAUUCCAGAGCUUGAUAAGAAAUCAUUUUGGCAUGACAGAAGGUAUGUCAUAUGUAGGGUUUAUCUUCAGCCUCUGAAUAAUUUAUCUGAGACUAACAGCCUAUUUUUCGAUAUCAGCAACUUUUCAGAUGUCUUUGAUGAAGAACACUUCAUAAAUUCUUUAGCAAAUGAUGUGAAAGUUGAGAAGAAAUUGCCUAAGGAGUUGGUGAAAGCUCCAAAGUCUGUUAGGUACUUCAAGAGUUGGUCUGGAGUAGAUUAUUACCAGGAUGAAAUUUCUCCACUGUGGGAUCAUCGCCAGGUCAUUCGAGCUGCUAAGUCAGAUUCUCGCCUCACAAACAACUACCUUCCUACUGACAUUCAAAAGCUUCGCUGUCGGGCCUUUUUCCAUGCACUUAGAUUUGCUCCCCCAAUUGAAGCUUUAGGCAAGCUAUUGGUGGAGAGGAUGAGAUCAUUUGGACCAUAUAUUGCUUUGCAUCUACGCUAUGAGAAGGAUAUGCUUGCUUUUAGUGGGUGCACAUAUGGUCUAUCUCAAACAGAAUCAGAAGAACUUGCAAUGAUCAGAGAAAACACAACCUACUGGAAGGUGAAAGACAUUGAUCCAUUAGAACAAAGAUCCCAUGGCUAUUGCCCCUUGACACCAAAGGAGGUUGGCAUGUUUCUUUCUGCCCUUAGAUAUCCAUCAAGCACCCCAGUGUACAUAGCCGCAGGGGAAAUAUAUGGAGGUGAAUCUCAUAUGGUUGAUUUGCAAUCACGCUUCCCGAUUCUCAUGAACAAGGAGAAACUUGCCUCAGCCGAGGAGCUACGUCCUUUUCGCCAAUAUGCAGCUCAAAUGGCAGCUCUGGAUUACAUUGUUUCGGUGGAGAGCGAUGUCUUUAUUCCAUCCUAUUCAGGGAACAUGGCACGGGCUGUUGCAGGUCAUCGCCGUUUUCUUGGUCAUCGGAAGACAAUAAGUCCCGACAGGAAAGCAUUAGUUCGAUUGUUUGACAAAGUUGACAGUGGUUUACUGAAGGAAGGCAAGAAGCUAUCCGAAAGGAUACUAGACAUGCAUCGGAAAAGACAAGGCUCUCCACGGAAACGAAAAGGUCCAGUCUCGGGAACAAAGGGCAAAGACAGGUUUCGGUCAGAAGAGGCGUUUUAUGAGAAUCCUCUUCCCGACUGCCUGUGUCAACCAGGGUCUCCAGACAGCGAUGAUUCUCUUGUCAGCAUCUAAGCCAUGGAGCCGAUCGUCCUUGCUGAUCCCGGUAGCCACUCCCGUGUAAAUAGAGCAAUUCAGAAACACAGAGGAAGAUGCACACUAAUAAUUCCACCGAGCACGGUGCACACUGACCAGAGCUUCCGUGUCCCUAACUUGAUGCGCCAACUAUUUGUUGGCGCACUGUCGUCCAGCUGUGGCUGAAGUUCUGGCAUGGUUGGGCUUGUUCAGAAGUCGACAGCUGGAGGUGGAAGCAGCUGUCCAAGGCCACAUAUGUAGCCAAAUUGCUUUAUAGGACUAUAGAUAAGUUUUGUGAAUCUUUAGAUAGGGAUAAUUAACUCAACUUCUUGUAAGUAGAUGGUAAUGAACAGAGGAAUAUAGAAUUACUGGAGCAGCUUGACAUCAACAUUCACUCAGAUAAAGUUUCAUCUUUCA